Molecule: messenger RNA, 2783 nt
Organism: Dunckerocampus dactyliophorus (ringed pipefish)
Lineage: Eukaryota; Metazoa; Chordata; Actinopteri; Syngnathiformes; Syngnathidae
Gene: supt7l
Product: SPT7 like, STAGA complex subunit gamma
Exons: 5
Coding region: 155-1453 (432 amino acids)
Cellular component (GO): SAGA complex
Molecular function (GO): protein heterodimerization activity; transcription coactivator activity
Source: RefSeq, a predicted model, not a curated record
UUCAUGUUUCACCGGAAAAGGCAAAAUGGUUACUUCCGGUUAAAUAUUUCUUUCAAAUAAUGAAGCUCAUUUGUUCUGACUUCAACGCCCCCCCUUUUUGUUUUAAACUGUGAUGACUGAACAUAAACCUUGAUCAACAUCUCAUCCUCUCAUCAUGAUGCGCUACUGGGGUGAGAUCCCGGGCCCUGCAGGAGCUCCUCCCAGUCGCAGCUCCUUUGAUUUGCUCCAACGUGAGUUUCGAUCAGUGGAGAUGCAGGAUCCUCCUCUGCAUCAGCCAUCAGCCCAGCGGCCACGCCCCACCACGAUGCUGGACAUCCCGUCAGAGCCUUGCAGUCUCACCAUUCACACGGUGCAGCUGUGCCAGCACGUCCGCCGCCUCCGUGCCCUUUUGGCGGCUGCCCAGGGUCAGAGCUCGACGUCCAGCGAAGUUGGCGGAAGGCUGGAGGAUGUUGAUACACAUCUGCCCUUGCGGCCUCCCACGCCACCUGCCAUGCCCGAUGACUUGCUGCCACUUGACAGCAAAGCUCCCUGGCAGCCCUUCCAGCUCCGCCACAGUGACCCUGAAAGUGACUUCUAUAAGGGUAAAGGUGAGCCAGUCACAGAGCUGAGUUGGCCCUCCUGCAGACAGCUCCUCUAUCAGUCAGUGGCCACCAUCUUGGCCCACGCCGGUUUCGAAACAGCCCAUGAGAGCGUGCUAGAAAUGCUGACUGAUCUGGUUCAUGAGCACUAUCUGCGCCUGACCCGCCUCCUGCGGGUAGCAGUGGACAGGGAGGCCCGGCUGGGGGCCAGUCCCUUUCCUGAUGUGAUGGAGCAAGUGUUUCAUGAGGUGGGCAUUGGCAGUGUGCUGGCCCUGCAGCGCUUCUGGCAAUUGCGCAUCAAGGAUUAUCACAGCUACAUGUUACAGGUCAGUAAUGAACUGUCAGAAGAAUAUGAGAGGCUGGUGAAUCCAGAAAGGGCUAUGGAGGACUCCAAGCCCCCCAGGAUCAAGGAGGAGCCCAUGAGUGAUAUUUCCUUUCCAGUUAGCGAGGAACCUGAGGCAGAUUUAGCCUCUGGGGAUCAGGCUUUGCCCAUGGGCGUCCUCGGGGCUCACAGUGAGAGGCUGUCGUCAGGCAUUGAUGGUGACCAUUCGCCUCACACCUCAGGUGGCGGUGUGGCCAACAGCUCCCCGUUGUGGCCACAGGUAAAAAUGGAGCCACAGGAUGGUGAUGAUGGUCAGGGUGCUGCGCAUCACCACCAUCAUCCCCAUCACCAUCACCACCACAGCGUUCUGGGCGGCGAUGUGUUUGAAGAGGGGGGACCCAUGUCCACCAUGAGCGAGUCAGGAGGCGCAAUGGCGCCCUCUCCUGCAGGCUCGGCAUCAGAUGGCACGUACGCCUCGCAUUCGCCGGACUCCCUGAUGAGCACGUCGCCCGUCUUCAACCAGAGACCCAAGAAGCGAGCAAAGAAGAUGUGAGGUUGCGUUGGAUGCUGGAGGCGACUGGAAAAUACCAGCAGCAUUUUUGUUGUUGUGGAAUAUAGUCUCUUCUUAAGUCACUUCAUUAAAUACACCUACAUCAUCCAUUAAGAUCCUUUAUGAACGCUGUCAACAAAAAAAUAAUACUUUUACAGGUAUGAUAAUGUCAGCAAGGUCUUACUUUAACAAUACAGUAUUACUGUGUUUGUAGUAUGCGGUGUUAUUAAACUGAACUGCAUCAUGCAGUUUAGCUACAUGAAGGCAAACGACUGCAAAACGACAACAACAAACAACUGUGGUGUGAACAUGUAGUGAAGAUGUUACCAUUAAAUAUCAUUGUCAUUAAUAAUAAAAUGCUAAAAACAUUUAAUAUCUUAUUUUUUUAUAUUAGUUUUUUUAUGAACAGCCAUUAACAAAACAGUCCUCGACAGCAGGAGUUUUCAAAGUGUCAGGUGGGCCCCCCCAGCAAGGUGCCAGAAGCACAUCAGCUUAAGAAAAAUAAACACAUUAUUCAAACCUGCUAAUAUGUCAGUUAUGUCAAAGGCCAAAAAAAUAAAUGUUUUUGUUCCUUCAAGUAAAAAAAAAAAAAAAGUCUUGGAUGAGCAGAAAACACCAAGUAUGUUCCAGAAAAUCAGUUCUUCGGGGGAGUAGGGACAUCCCCAUGGUAUUACAGUAUAUUCUCCGAGGAGAGGCGAGGCCACACUUUGAAAACCCCUGCUAUAGAGCGUGCCGUUGCAUAUUUGCAACUCCUCAUUCUCCCAACACAAUACACUAGGGACUGCACACACUUCACACACCUGUCACCGUUAAGCCUCUUUGCUAAAUUAGCAUCUGUUUCAUUAAUAAAGCAAAAACUGAGGGCAAUUCCGGUGACAAUUAUUGCUUGGCUGUACACAUUAUGAAGGAAACAUCAAUCCAGCCCUAAUGGCAAAGUAAUGACUUAAUUUUUCCUGCUCAGUGAGCUGAUACGUUCAAAUACAUGGGUUUUUUGCUGUGCAUGUUUCGAGUGCGAGAAGUGCUUACAGGCUUAUUUUUUAUUAACGACCAAUUAGCUGUGCUAAUAGCUGAGUCAUGGUUGUUUGACCAAAAAUAUCUCUGAUAUGCAGUGUUCCAUAUUAUGUGGCAAGAGGGGCUAGCGAGGGCUGGGCGAAUCAAUUCAAAUAUCCAUACCAAGGGUAGUGUCUCUAUUGGAUCAAUACUAGUGUGGUAAGAUCAAUAUUUUGCUGUUCUUUAUUUUCAGAAAUAUGCAUGUCUUUGUUGUUCAUAUUGUUGCAUUGUUCUAUUAAAAUACAGUGGAUCCCUGCUUUUUACGGGGGUUACUUUUCAAGAC